AUGCUCCUCAUUUCCACGAGCAGACCUCUUUCACGCAGGCCCCAGUUCUCACAAUGGCUGAUAGCGGCUCGUCAAAUCGCGACGGCAAGCGCAAAUGGGACGGCGGCGGCGACCGCAGGCGAGGCCGCGGAGGUGGCAGCAUGCAGCACGGCAGCCGUCCGAAUAAGAAGAGAAAUAUGGGCCGUAAGGAGCACGCCAACGAGCAAUUAGAUAGGCGAGGCCGCAAUGCAGAGCAGCAGGCGCGCAAUAAGGAAGCGCAAGACAAGGGCGAGAACGACAAGCCAGCGCUCCCUUCAGCUUUCCCUGCUGAAGAGGUCGCGGCCGAGGAGCGCAGGCCGAAGCGCAAAGUAGCCGUCAUGGUUGGCUAUUCGGGCACUGGCUACAAGGGCAUGCAAAUCGACAACAAGCAAAAGACCAUUGAGGGCGAUCUCUUCAAGGCGUUUGUCGCUGCCGGCGCGAUAUCGAAAGCGAACGCCGACGACCCAAAGAAGUCCGCACUUGUGCGCUGCGCACGUACCGACAAGGGUGUCCACGCUGCCGGCAACGUCAUUUCCUUGAAGCUGAUCAUCGAGGACGAUGAUAUUGUGGAGAAGAUCAACGCCAACCUCUCCGAACAGAUUCGAGUAUGGGGCAUUCAGCGGACCGUAGGGUCGUUCAGCUGCUACCAAGCCUGCGACUCACGAUGGUACGAGUACCUCAUCCCGACACAUUCAUUCCUCCCGCCGCACCCAUCGAGCUACCUAGGCAAGAAGCUGGUCGAGGAAGCAGAGAAGGCGGGCGACGUUGAAGGGUACAAGAAGAGGCAGGCUGAGGUGGCAGACUUCUGGUCGGAGGUCGAGGAGAAGUCCAUCAAACCUAUCCUGGCCACACUGGAUGAUUCGAUAAAGCCGCUCGUAGAAGAGGCUCUGUACAUUGCUGAUUCUACCGACGCGCCCGAGGACACGGACCCUGUCAUCGAGGCUUCAAUCGACGAGGCGCUGAAAGAUGCCAAGGACGCUGAAGCCGCGAAAGCCUCAAGCGAAGAAGCUGCUGCCGAAACUGCAAAGUCAGACGCCGACGAAGCCAUGCAAGUCGACGAUGCCAAGGAGGCGGUUGAAAAGAUUGAGGCUCAGCAUCCCACCACAACUUUUGAUGACCAGACCGACGGUUCUAUCCCGCUCCCCUCCGGCAUCGUGAAUAAGCCCGCUCUUGAAGAAGCAGUCAAAGCAUUAAAGAAAGCCAUCAUGGACGCCAAACGUUCGUACCGUAUCAGUCCGGAGCGCCAGGAGCGCGUCCAAGAAGCGCUGAACAACUACCUCGGAACCCGACGCUAUCACAACUACACGGUACAGAAGAAAUUCACCGACUCGUCGGCAAAGCGGUACAUCAAGUCGUUCAAGGUGGCCCCGAAGCCCAUCAUCAUCAACAACACCGAAUGGCUGAGCUUGAAGGUGCACGGGCAGAGUUUCAUGAUGCACCAGAUCCGCAAGAUGGUGGGCAUGGCCGCCCUGACCGUCCGCUGCGGCACAAAUCCCAACAUCAUGCUUGAGAGCUUCGAGAACAACGUGGUGCGCAUACCGAAAGCGCCUGGGCUUGGUCUGCUGCUCGAGCGGCCUGUGUUCGACAGCUACAACGACAAGAUGGCCAAGGCGCACGGGCGCGAGAAGAUUGAUUUCGCAAACUACGACGACAAGAUUCAGGAAUUCAAGGAGCGCGAGAUUUAUCAGCGUAUCUUCCGCGAGGAGGCCCAGGGGAACCAGUUCAAUACCUUCUUCACGCACCUCGACAACUACAAGGACACGACGUUCCUGUAUCUGACGUCGGGCGGGAUUCAAGCGACCAAGGAGGGCCGCAAGAACAAGUCGACACAGCCCAAGUUCGAGCAGGACUCGGAUAAUGAGUACGCAAGUGACAACUAA
This is a messenger RNA of Ascochyta rabiei, 1898 nucleotides long. RefSeq lists its product as uncharacterized. Gene Ontology annotation, cellular component: nucleus. The transcript is spliced from 3 exons. Gene Ontology annotation, biological process: tRNA pseudouridine synthesis; mRNA pseudouridine synthesis. Lineage: Eukaryota; Fungi; Ascomycota; Dothideomycetes; Pleosporales; Didymellaceae. Gene Ontology annotation, molecular function: RNA binding; pseudouridine synthase activity. The coding region runs from base 54 to 1898 and encodes 614 amino acids. The record is from RefSeq and is a predicted model, not a curated record.